Molecule: messenger RNA, 312 nt
Organism: Bipolaris sorokiniana ND90Pr
Lineage: Eukaryota; Fungi; Ascomycota; Dothideomycetes; Pleosporales; Pleosporaceae
Exons: 1
Coding region: 1-312 (103 amino acids)
Source: RefSeq, a predicted model, not a curated record
AUGGUCGAGCACUGUAAGCGCCUCCGCAUCCAAUACCGCCCGAACCCUAGACAAUCCUGGCACCUCCUCAAAAACCUCGGCAAACUCAACGGCGGUCUGAAUGCGGGUAUAGCAAAAGUAUCCUGCAGCAAUUCCUCUGCACGGGGCAUGGUCUUCAUCGAAAAACGAUUUGGCGCCCAAGAAUUCAGGUAUAAAGUGGCCCAUCGCGAAAUCCAGCUGCUGCACCAAGUAAGCGAUCAUAUGAACGUCGUCACGAUGGUGGAUCAUUUCCUCAACGAAGGAGCGCUACAGGCGGCCAUAUACCUCGAAUAA